AUGGAGAUCCCAGAGAAGGUGCUCAAGUUCAGAUACCAUUUUCUUGGGGCACUUCUCUUCUGUCUCACCCUCUUCUCUCUCACACUCAUGGCUCCAAGAUUCAUUACUCUCUUGGCCUAUUUCUGGCCACUCUUCCUCUCCACAGCCCUAUUCCUUGCCCUUGUCUCCUUCUUCGCUAAGACUUCCCCUUUACCCUCCUCCGACGCCACUUCCUUCCACAGCGCCGGCCAAGGCCUCCUCGAUUACGUUUCCGGCCACCAUGACCCGCCGCUCGACACUCUUCACAAGGCCGACUAA
This is a messenger RNA of Sphenostylis stenocarpa, 297 nucleotides long. Lineage: Eukaryota; Viridiplantae; Streptophyta; Magnoliopsida; Fabales; Fabaceae. The record is from the annotation of a GenBank genome assembly.